Molecule: messenger RNA, 879 nt
Organism: Necator americanus (New World hookworm)
Lineage: Eukaryota; Metazoa; Nematoda; Chromadorea; Rhabditida; Ancylostomatidae
Exons: 8
Coding region: 1-879 (292 amino acids)
Biological process (GO): protein K48-linked deubiquitination
Cellular component (GO): nucleus
Molecular function (GO): ubiquitin binding; cysteine-type deubiquitinase activity
Source: RefSeq, a predicted model, not a curated record
AUGACUGGUGUCGAAACAUUCUCUAGUUCUGAACACACCGACAUAGAUUCUACUGCAAGGGAUGUAAACUCACAAGUAAAAGAAGUUCCUUCACCGAGAACUCUCGAGGAUACUCAAAGAGACAAUGAGCUGACUGAAGCACAACUUAGUCGAAUUGAGGAGGAGCAAAAGCAAGUGCCGCUUGUGGGUGAUCGUGUGCCCUUCGAAGUAGUUGUUAUGGAGUAUGAUCCCAUCAAGAGCGGAGAGUUUUACAUUAAAGCUAAGGACUUGCUAGACACAUACAGUGAUGUACGUCUUAUCCGUCGAGAUGGCAAUUGUUUCUAUCGAGCAGUAUUGGUUGCUCAGGUGGAGCUGAUGUUGAAUGAUUCCGAAGAGUGUUCAAGAUUUGAGGAAGUGUGUAGAGGAUGGCAGGAUCGGCUUAUCAAACUCGGUUACCCAGAUUUCACAACAAAUGACUUCUGUGAAGUGUUCUACAAGUGGAUGACUCCUAUUUGGUCUCACCAAGUCGAUCGCAAAAAAGUCUUCGAAGAUCUUAACGACGAUAAUGAAGCGAACUAUCUUAUUAUCUUUUUGAGGCUAAUAACUGCUGGAUAUUUGAAGGAAAAUGCUGAAGAGUAUGCUCCAUUCAUAGAAAACGUUAGUCUUUCCGACUACUGCAUUACGGAAAUCGAGUCGAUGUGGAAGGACGCGGACCAUCUUGCCGUUACUGGACUUGUGAAUGCCAUAGGGCAAAGCGUUCGUGUGCAAUACAUGGAUCAGAACGCCGCUCCAAAUGGUGGAUUGUUCUAUGACUUUCCUCCUGAUGAGAAAGAAGUUCCACGUAUAACGCUUCUUUAUCGCCCAGGCCAUUACGACCUCAUUUAUCGCAGGUGUUGCUAA